GUUUCCAUCUUGACUAAAUUUAGUAAUGGAGGGUGUGUGCAGAUGUGUGUUGUGAAUUUCCUUAUCUAUGAAUAAUGAAACAUAAAUAGCGACCACUUAUCAUAAAAAAGUGCCAAAAUCAGAAUGGUUGUACACAUCACUUUACUCAUUGGGGCCCUUUUGGUCGGGAUUCAAGGACAGAUUCUACAGCAAUUUACACAGAAUCCGUGCGAUUCAAGGUCAACGUGCCAUGAGUGCAUCGCCACCCCCUCGUGCGCCUGGUGUUACGACACUGUAAAUAUAAACACCACCAAACGAUGCUUCCAACCCAGCUACCCCCUGCCCCCUCUCGACAAAUGCGACCCCUCGAAAAUCUACAACCCCGAUAACGAAAUGAUUAUUGUAUCCAACCGCGCCCUUUCCUCCCGUACCGAAGCCGAGGGUGGCACCCUCGUCACGGAGGAAGAACACAGCGGCGGGUUCCACGGCGGCGGCGGCGGCGGCACCAAUCAGGGGGGCGGCGCGUGGGAGAGCGGCGGCACAAUCACCCAAGUCAGACCCCAAAGAAUCAAACUUAAACUGCGAGCGAGACAGACGUACAGUGUCAACAUGUACUACACCCAAGCAGAGGAUUAUCCAGUCGAUUUGUACUACUUGAUGGACUUGAGUAAGUCCAUGGAGGACGAUAAGGAGAAGUUGUCGGCUUUGGGGGACCAUCUGGCCCAGACCAUGAGGAAUAUGACCUCGAAGUUUAUGCUAGGUUUUGGUAGUUUCGUCGAUAAGGUGGUCAUGCCCUACGUCAGCACCAUUCCAGAGAAGUUACGCCACCCAUGUACUGGCUGUGUCGCUCCCUACGGAUUUCGCAAUCACAUGACCCUCAGCACUAACACGACUUCGUUUUCACACAUGGUGAAACGAGCGUCGGUUUCGGGCAAUUUGGACGCCCCUGAGGGUGGUUUCGACGCCAUCAUGCAAGCCGUAGUGUGCCGUGAACAGAUCGGUUGGCGCCAUCAAGCUCGCCGCCUACUAGUUUUCUCAACAGACGCCGGCUUUCACUACGCCGGAGACGGAAAAUUGGGCGGGAUUGUGAAACCCAACGAUGGGCAGUGUCACUUGGACCAGCGAGGGUACUACACCAUGUCCUCCAAGCAGGAUUACCCCAGUAUCAGCCAGAUCAACACCUACGUGAAAAAGAACUCAAUUAAUGUGAUUUUUGCCGUCACAGCUGAAAAAAAAGAAAUCUACGAACAGUUGAAAGAGCACAUUGAGGGCUCUUCCUGUGGGCAAUUGUCAAACGAUUCGUCAAACGUCGUCGACUUGAUCACAGAACAGUACCAAGCGAUUUCGUCGGUUGUUGAAAUGAAACAUAACGCUUCGGGUUCGGUUGAUGUUCGCUUUUUCUCCAAAUGUUUGAACAGUAAAGGGCGCGAAAUUCAAACCAAUAAAUGUGGAAACAUCAAAGUUGGCAGUUUGGUACAAUUCCGGGUCCAACUCGAAGUCCUCAAGUGUCCCACCGAUCCCAGGGACACCAAACAACUCAUCCAGAUUUAUCCUGUGGGACUCAACGAGAGUUUGUUCAUUGAUUUGACCAUGCUGUGUGACUGUCCCUGCGAACAUGAGGGAUUCGAGAGAAAUUCGCCAAAAUGUCACAAUCACGGUACUUACAUGUGCGGGAUUUGCGACUGCAUCGAGCCCGCUUACGGCCCCUACUGCGAGUGCAACAAGGACGGCACUUCGGCCAACAUCUCCACCGCCAACUGCAUCAACCCCAAAAACGGGCUGGAGUGCAGCGGCCGCGGCAACUGCAUUUGCGGCAAGUGCGAAUGCGAGCAGCGCAACAACCCGGAAGAGGCAAUCAGUGGGGAGUUGUGCCAAUGCGACAACUUCUCCUGCGAGCGCCACAACGGCCUCAUCUGCAGCGGCCCCGAACACGGCACUUGCGUCUGCGGCGUCUGCGAAUGCAAAGAGGGUUGGAUGGGAGACAAUUGCGCCUGCAGGAAUGCCACCAAUUUGUGCAUUAAACCGGAUUCGGAGGACCCGACGCUGAUUUGUUCCGGGAAUGGGGAAUGCGAGUGCGGGAUUUGCAAGUGUCGGGAGACGGAUGAGGGGCGCUACUUCGGGAGGUUCUGCGAGCAUUGCCCCUUUAAGAACUGCUCCGACGAUUGCGAGAAAUACAGGGAGUGUGUGCAAUGUCAGCAGUACCAAACCGGGAAUUUGACCGAGGAGGAGUGCAGAAAGUGUCCCUUUACACCCACAUCGGCACGAGUUGUUGAAGUUGACGAGAAAAACGGCGAGGUUUUAUGCCCGUUUUACGACGAGGACGAUUGUCGCUUCUCCUUCGUCUACUACUUCGACGAGGAGAACAAAAUCCAGGUCCGGGCCCAGGAGGAGCGCGAAUGCCCCGCCACUGUCUUCCUCCUGGGGAUCGUCUUGGGGGUCAUCGCCGCCGUGGUGCUCCUCGGCAUGGCAGUCCUACUUUUAUGGAAGCUCUUCACGACGAUCCACGACCGGAGGGAGUUUGCCAAAUUCGAAAAGGAGGCCAUGAUGGCCAGAUGGGAUACGGGCGAAAAUCCCAUCUACAAGCAGGCAACCUCCACAUUCAAAAACCCUACAUAUGCCGGGAAGAGUUAGAUCUGAUUAUUUUUUAAAUUAUUUGUAAAUAGUAAUUAGUAAUCUCCUACUGCCACUUUUUUAUCGAUAGAUGGCGUGCCAUUUAUUAGUUUAGCUGUACUUAAGUCAGUUAGAUGUGAUUCACAUGAUUUUGCCUUAAAUCGAGCUGCCUUCAAAGAUGGGCCUUCUAGAUUCUAAGCGACUAAUUAAGAUAUAUUUUUUAGAUUUGUGUAUAUUAACGACUGUUAAUUAUUAUUAAUGGCUCUUAUAUUUCGUUUGACUUUUGUAUAAUAAAUUGUUUUAACCAA
Messenger RNA from Tribolium madens (black flour beetle), 2897 nucleotides. RefSeq names its product integrin beta-PS (gene mys). Gene Ontology annotation, molecular function: integrin binding. The record is from RefSeq and is a predicted model, not a curated record. Lineage: Eukaryota; Metazoa; Arthropoda; Insecta; Coleoptera; Tenebrionidae. The transcript has 12 exons. The coding region runs from base 124 to 2610 and encodes 828 amino acids. Gene Ontology annotation, biological process: integrin-mediated signaling pathway; cell migration; cell adhesion mediated by integrin. Gene Ontology annotation, cellular component: focal adhesion; cell surface; integrin complex.